Aspergillus niger is the source of this 336-nucleotide messenger RNA. RefSeq lists its product as hypothetical. The coding region runs from base 1 to 336 and encodes 111 amino acids. The transcript has 3 exons. The record is from RefSeq and is a predicted model, not a curated record. NCBI's taxonomy places the organism in Eukaryota, Fungi, Ascomycota, Eurotiomycetes, Eurotiales, Aspergillaceae.
AUGGGUUACGGAGGACCGGCUGCGAGCUCGGCCGCGUUAAGCCCGAAGGGUGUUAUUAUAGGCCAAGUACUUACAGUAGUCGCUCGGGCUUUCUGUGGAGCCCGUAGAUCGAUCCGAAAGUUUGCCCUCCCCCGCCUCCUCUCUGGGAGAAGCGCAAAUACCGCCAUGCAACUGGAGGGAGGGGGUGCUUCGGGAGAGGAGGAGGGGAAGGGUAAGCAGAGAAAUCCCCAUUUCCGGGAAACCCAGACAGCCCACCCCUCCCGUGGCCCGAUUAAAGCCUACCUAAGAGAAUGGGGACCUGAUCCACCCGGACUGACGCGAGAUCAUUUCCCUUGA